CCGCCGCUGUCCAACCAAACCAAACACGCAACACAUUCAAGCCGAUCCGUUGUGGGAAGGGCUAGCUGAAGAUGAUCCGGGCGAAGAUGAUGCCCGGUAUGCCCCGUCUCGGCGUGAUGCAUGCCUCGGCCGUCGUCAAGGUGUCUCGUGACAAGUUGGUGAGCGCCCUGCGAGAUGCUGCGGCCGCCAUGCCGGAGAACCUGCGGCUCCACCUGGAGGAGCUGAAGGGGAAGAUGGAGACCAUGGCGGAGGUGAUGGGAGCCGCGGAGAUGGGUUCCAUGGAGGAAGAGGCGCCGGAGUGGCUGAUGCAUCUCGAGGACACUGCCUACGGGAUCUGGGACAUGGUCGACGAGCUCCAACUCCAAUCCAACGAGGGGGCACCGGUGUUAGCGGCUGUGCGCCGCCCCAGCUGCCUCCCAAUUGCAAUUGCACGCGAAGAGAGGAUCAUGGUCACCACGAUGAGCAAGGCGAUAGAAAACCUCGAUUUAUUACAGCAGCGCCUUCAGAGUGAUCUCGGAUUUAGGAGGGACGAGAAUACUUCAGGAAAACUCGAGCAAUCUGUUGAUGAUGCUCAUCAUCCAGGAGGAACAGCAUCCUCUUUUGAUGAAGAAGAAGAUUUCAUUGUGGAUAGGGAAGAUUUGAAAUCCUAUAUAGUGGAUUAUAUAUUGUUAUCCAGGGACAGCAGCGGACUCAUUACUAUCGACGGGAUGGGAGGCAUGGGCAAAACAACUCUUGCAAAAAUGGUUUUCUGUGAUACCGGCAUAACCAGAGAUUACGCUCGGGCAUGGGUCAACGUGGGAGCCGAAGAAUUUGACUUGAAGAAAAUAGGCAAUUCCAUCCUUUCUCAACUGUCAAAUAAAGGCGAGCAUCAGGAUACAAGUGAUGUGGAGUUGAUAAUGAAGCGCCUUGACAAGUUACUUGGUGGUGGUAACAAGAUUCUCGUUGUUCUCGACGAUGUACGGCCAGAGCACGCUUCUGACUUGAAGCGUAUGCUGGGUGGUGCAUGGAAGAUAGAAGGCGGCAAGGCGAUUGUCAUAGUAACCGCGCGCCGUAUUCUAGAUUUUGCAGGCCUACCGAGACUACAAGGUGCAUGCCGCGUUGGCCCCAUUAGUUUCGAUGGGUCCUUGCGACUUGUUCAGCGAAAACUUGGCUUUGAUACUACUACAACUGACGACGCUACACUGGAGCUGAUGUACAUGAUUGCUGGGAAGUGCGACGGUAUUCCUUUAGCAAUUCACGCGCUUGGGUACGCGUUGCGGUCCAAGACUCCUGAAGAAAUCAAAUCGGUGAUCGACAGUGACAUCUGGGUGGAAUACGGAUAUGAGCCAUUUGGCAGCUUGACGCUACCAUUGCUGCUGAGCUAUCAAUGCAUGCCACCGAAUCUAAGGUUAUGCUUUGCUUACUGUGCAACCUUUCCACGGGGCCACAGUAUACGUAAAGACGACCUGGUUCACCAUUGGACUGCUCUCCAGCUUAUCGAACCAUCGGACAAGCUCUCUACCAUGCAGCUGGCUAACAAGUAUAUUGGGAUGCUUUUGGGCAUGUCAUUCCUUCAACCUUCAAUGCCGCCUUCAGAUGAUAGAAGUGCAAUGCACUUCACAUUGCACGAUACAAUAUAUGAUCUUGCAGUCACAGCUUCAUCUGGAAAACUGAUUAAUUUGAAUAGUACAUACAGUUACCAAAGUUUCAGUGAGAAAAACAGCUACCGAUAUGCAUGCCUCGCCAAUUUUGACGUCAGUGCACUGAAUUUAUCCGGUAUAUCGUCUGCCCAGCUAAGUGUGCUUCUUUUUCACGGUUGUAGAACUAAUAAACAGCUCAGUGAUGAUUUGUUCUCGCCUGCCAAAUACCUGCGUGUCUUGGAUUUAAGGGACUUCUGCCUGCAGAAACUACCAAAUUCUAUUUGUCAGUUGAGGCAGCUGAGGUAUCUUAACUUGUCAGGCUGCUCUAGCCUUGUAAAUCUACCGGAUUCAUUUGGGAAUCUGUUAAAUUUGGGGCAUAUCGACCUAUCAGGCUGCUCCAGGCUUUUAGAACUGCCGGCUUCAUUCGGCAAUCUCAGAAAUGUCGUGCAUAUCGAUUUAUCAGGCUGCAUUGGACUAAAAGCCCUGCCGCCGGAAUCAUUUGGGCUUCUUAAAAGGUUGGAACAUUUUGAUUUAUCUUCCUGCUCUUGCCUUGAAGGGAUCCCGUAUUUUGUCAAUGGCCUUACCAAUCUACAGUAUCUCAACUUGUCACAUCCUUGCUGUUAUCUUGCUAAACACAGGUUCCAUCUCAAUGCGCUUAAAGAUAUCUGGGUUAAGCUCAUUAACCUCCGGUAUUUGAACUUAUCUAUGUGCCUCAAUCCUAUGUUUUGCUAUCUGCCAGAAAAGGAGAGGAUCGAAUACAUUGAAAGUAUCAGCUGCCUACAUAAGCUGGAGCAUUUGGACCUCUCUCAUAACAUAUUUCUUUCUGAUGUACCUGAAAGUCUAGGUCAGCUCGGUGAACUACAAACACUGAACCUGUCGGGCUGCGUUAGACUCAAAAGGAUAGACAAAUGGAUGGGAGAAAGGAAUUGUCCGAAGAAGUUUCUAGUUGUGAGUAACUGCCUGGGACUGGAAAGAUAUCAGUUUGCUGUUCGCACUGAUGGAGGAGGAAAAAGAAGCAACCUUGCUCAGCUCAAGGAUGUGAGUUGCAAAGAGGUGGAGAUAAGCUGCCUUGAGAAGGUAAUAUCUACAGAGGAAGCACAGAGCAUAGGAUUGACAGAGAAAAAAAAGCUCCAGAAGUUGACACUUGUUUGGAGUGCAGGCCGUGAUGAUGUAUCUUUUAGGGACCAAGAUUUGUUAGCAGAGCUAGUGCCACCAAAAAAUUUGCAGUGCUUUGAGCUGCAUGGUUAUAGCAGCGCAUACCUCCCUGCUUGGUUGGCAUCUAACAUGCUUUCCCAUCUCCCUAACCUUAUGGAGGUUACCAUGGUGGACAUUCCGAAUUGCAGCAAUUUACCACCAUUUGGUGUACUACCUAACCUGCAACGGCUGGUUCUCAAAAGGGUGACUAAGGUCAUAAGAAUCGACGCUGAUCACUUGGGUGGUGACAGCAAAGCAGCAUUCCGUCGACCCUUGCAUGUUACCUUGGAUGGUAUGCUAAACCUGGAAGAGAUUGACACCUACAGUUGUCACGACAGGUUCGAGUUCCCAACCUUAGAUGAACUGGUGAUAAACAAAUGUCCCAAGUUAAGGUUUGGAGAUAAUCCCCCACCCAAGGCCCGGAUGUUGGUGAUUUCAGACUGCGAUCAAUUGAUGGUGUCUCCAGUAGAGAAGAGAGGAGAACAUGUUGAGGACCCUUCUAGUUCCACUUGCACCACCUCUGCUCCUGUAACUGAAGUGGUGAUCGAAAGCUGCAAGAUGCCUCUGAGUGAAUUGAAGUGGAGUCUGCUCGAAGGCUUGGCUCCCCUGCAUAGCUUGCAUAUCAGGAACUGCAGUGAGAAGAUCAUUUCACCAGAGAUUAUGAAGGAUUGCCUAUCGUCGCUCCAGUUACUUUGUUUCUCUCACUGCGUCAACAUGACCUAUCUACCAGAACAUGUGGUUCAGGACACCUCUCUCAAGGAACUCGUCAUCGACGAAUGCCGUGGCAUCAAAUCUUUGCCGCAGAGUGUAUAUGAGGAAAGAAACAAACACUACCCGCUGCUGCGUAUUCGGGAUUGUCCAGAGUUGAAGAAGUGGUGCGAAUUAGAGGAGAACAAAACCAAGCUCGCUCACAUCGAGAUAAUAUUUGAAGAAUCUGGCACUAGUGAGCCUGAGACGACCACUCAUGGGAAAUAUACAUAGCCGUGGCAAGGAGGGAACCGUAAUCGAUCCAUCGAUCCAUAUAUAGUGUAAAAGGUUCACCGCUCUAUCCAUAUUAAUUAUCACUGAUCCAGUGGGUGCCCCAAUGGUUAUCACUGAUCCCAUUGGGAAGCAUCAGAUUAAGCCGAUGCAUUCAUUUGCCGCAACUGCAAACGGCACAACCUGUGAGAGGUUUAUACCAGUAUACUAUAUGAUGACGGCUUCAGAAGACGUUUAACAGCAGCAAGAGGGUGCUGCGGUUCAGUCUGUUUCAUAACAUGUGGGGUCAGGGCCACAUAUUAAGGGGACAUGGAGUGUCAAAUCCUCAAUAGUCCUACUACUUAAUGCCUUAUCAUGAAACCUCCCGGAGAUUUGUUACGAAGUUUCCUUUUUCUUGCAGUAGAUUUUAAUCCCUCGAGAUUGAUGAUUUUGAUACUCUUAUGUAUGCUGUUUGUGAUGCUUGGCUUGAUUUUAA
Molecule: messenger RNA, 4266 nt
Organism: Panicum hallii
Lineage: Eukaryota; Viridiplantae; Streptophyta; Magnoliopsida; Poales; Poaceae
Product: putative disease resistance protein RGA1
Exons: 4
Coding region: 99-3794 (1231 amino acids)
Biological process (GO): defense response to other organism
Molecular function (GO): protein binding; ADP binding
Source: RefSeq, a predicted model, not a curated record